This is a messenger RNA of Cyphomyrmex costatus, 1503 nucleotides long. RefSeq lists its product as uncharacterized. Gene Ontology annotation, cellular component: cytoplasm. The record is from RefSeq and is a predicted model, not a curated record. The transcript is spliced from 8 exons. NCBI's taxonomy places the organism in Eukaryota, Metazoa, Arthropoda, Insecta, Hymenoptera, Formicidae. The coding region runs from base 112 to 1212 and encodes 366 amino acids.
UGGAAGGUGUGUCUUGGAAACUUCGCGUUUAAUUGACUGCUCCAUUUAAAUUAAGACGAAAGAAGAUAAAUGUAGUCUAUAAUUUUUGCUACGUUUUUAGCGGCUAAGAAUAUGGUGAUCCGACUGGUUUUCAGCUUGUUCAUUUUCACCUUUAUAACAGCGAAUUUUGUAGAUACUUAUAAAUACAAUGAUUAUGAUGUACAACAAUCGAAUAAAAAUGUCAUGCAAAAAUUGCUGCAUACACUAGAUGAUAAUAAAUACAACAAGGACAAAUACAAACGUAGGGAUGUUGUAGACAAUUUUAAAAAUUGGAACGGACGUUGGAUGCCUGAUAGACCAGGUGAUCCAAAACCACCGCCCAAAGUAUUUCCAAAAAAUCAACAAUAUGAAUAUGAAUCUGUAGCAGAGCUACCUGAGAAGAUGUAUUGGCCUGAGCAUUGGAUAUCUAACACACCAGAAUUAUCUUCCGAGAUGCAUUGGCCUGGACGUUGGAUGCCUGAGAAACCAAAUAAUUCAAAAUUGCCAUUCAAAAUAUCGUUAAACAAUGAACGUAAUGAAUACGAAUCUAUAACUGAAUUUCCUCAUGAAAUGUAUAUGGGCCAUGUGUCACCAGAAUGUGACGAUGCUAAGACUAACUUGACUCUUGAUUGGGAUCAUACUCCUUCAGAAUACACGUGUUAUGGUCAUAACUUUAUGCCACGUAAGAUUACAGCAAGAAUUUAUUGUGAGAACAUUCCAAAAACAUAUAGGGCUGCUCAUAAAUGUAUGAACCAGAAAAUUGAAUAUGAUAGUAUUAUUCCUCUUUACGGUCCUCAUAGACCUUUGUGGCCAGUUUACGGAGAAUACAAAUAUGUACCCAAACAGAGAUGGUUGCAUAGUCUCGAGCAUGGUGCAAUUGUUAUGUUGUAUCACCCAUGUGCAAAUCCAUCGGAAGUAAAACGUUUGAAAAAUCUUGUUAGCAAAUGUCUCUGGCGACACAUCAUUACACCAUAUAGUUAUUUGGAAGAAGACCGGCCCUUAGCGCUCCUAUCUUGGGGAUGCAGAUUGACCAUGUCGUAUGUAAAUUCCACCGUGGUGAGACGUUUCAUACAGAAAAGGGCUCUCCAGGGUUCAGAAAAAAUAGCUGACGAUGGUCAAUUCAAGGAUGGGCUAUUGAGUCACUCAAGCGUAGUGACGGAUGAAGUCGAUUCCGUGCUUUGUCCUAACAUGUAAAUGCAUAUACAUACGUAAUAAUAACAAAUAGCAUAUUUCCAUUACUUGCAAAACUCGCAAUUUAUAUGUUGUACAUAUUAUUUAUAUUAAAUGCCCCUAGUUAUUCUAUACCUAGCUCGUUUUUUAUUAUGUGUAAUAUUUAAUUAUUUAUCUGAUUUCAAAGGUAUUCGAUAACAAGUGUGAACUUGUUUCCUGCAUAGCUUGUAAAUUGAAUCUUAUAGAAUAUUGCAAUAAAUCGUGAGUACAAAUGAAGUCUCAUUUUUUAAAAUCAUUAUUACGUUAGUUUCUCUU